Plasmodium relictum is the source of this 1761-nucleotide messenger RNA. RefSeq names its product fam-f protein. The record is from RefSeq and is a predicted model, not a curated record. The coding region runs from base 1 to 1761 and encodes 586 amino acids. The transcript is spliced from 3 exons. NCBI's taxonomy places the organism in Eukaryota, Apicomplexa, Aconoidasida, Haemosporida, Plasmodiidae.
AUGAAAAGCCGUUUAUUUCUAAUCUCUCAUUUUAAUUUUUUAUGUAUAAUAGCAAUAAAUAUUAACUUCUAUGGUAUUAACGAAUAUUACAACUCAAACAAAUACAAACCUAAAUUUGUGAGGUAUAAAGAAAUACAAUUAAUAAGAAAUUUAGCAGAAGUAUUCAAUUUUACAGAUAAGGAUAUAUUAAAUGAUGAGGGCCUUACAAUAAAAGAGGUACAAUUACUGUAUAAUAUGAAUGAAACAAAAGAUGAAGAUACAGCACUUAAAGAAUUCUUUGGUGAUCCGAGACUUUUAUUUGUAAAAUUGGUAGAUUUAAUAUUUUUAGGAAAUUUUAAUGAAAAAUUGAAACAAGAGAAACGUAAAAUAGAUUCUAUAUGUUCCAUGUUGAGGAUUAUGAAUACUAAAAUAACGGAUUAUAUGGAUAGUAUACUAGAUAAUGUAAAUAAUCAGAUCGAUUGUAUAUUUGAUGAUCUUGAAUCAUAUGAAAGUGAAUUACUUUCAUUUACAGAAGUUGAUGUUGAUAUUACUAUAAGCGAAUGUAACCAAUAUUUAUUAAUUAAUAAAGAUAUUGCAUAUGAUUAUUUUAAGGAAUCAAACUUAAGUGAAAAAAUUAAAUUAAAUCCUAAAAAAUCCUUUACCUUUUUUAAUGAAUUACAUAAAAUAAAUAAUAAAUUUUUAUCUAAUAUUAAUAGGAAAAUAUAUUCAUAUGACAAAAUUAUAAUUAAUGAUUUAAGUAAAACAGUAAAUAGGUUUCCUUUGAAAUAUGCUACUGUAUCGUUACAUUUCAAUAUGGAAAAUUUUAUUGAUCCAAUGAAAGAUGUUUUACAUGCAUUUAUUUUAGCCAUAAUUUUUGAAAACCAAGUUGAAGAUAUUAAUAAGGCUACUUCCCUCAAAGUAUAUAUUGAAAUAUUGCGUUCUUUAAUUUUUGAUAUGAAUAGAGAGCUAGAUGCCACUAUAGCAUCAAAGACGCAUAAGUUAUUUGUAAGACUAAAUAAGAUAUUAAAUGGUGAUGUAAAAUGCUUGAUAGCCAUUAUUCUAUUCAUACUUAAACAAGAUAGAUGUGUAAAUAAACUUAAAUUAGAUUAUUUGAAAUAUAAAUACGGAGAUGAAAUAUUUAAUGAUAAAUUUUUGUCUCAUAUAUAUGAAUUAUUUUUACAAGAAAAAGAUGAUUUAAAAAAGUCCUUAGAUGAAUUUAAAACAUAUAUAAGGGCAAUUUUUGGUUUUGAUGUGGAUAGUUCAGGCAUUAUAUCAUUAGAACAAACUAUUUAUAAAUCAAAUGAAAAACAUUUAUUAUUACAACUAUUUCAUGUUAUUGUACACUCAUUAGGAUGUAAGAGGAAAUUAAAUGAUUAUUCGAACUUUUUAGAUAUGAUCGAGGAAGGAUCGAAAAAAAGUUUAAGAAUAAAAUUUAAAAAUUUAUUUAAAGAACGAAAUAAAGUAUACAUUUCAAAAAGAAAAUCUAGAAAUAUAAUAUUAAGUCUUUUGGAUAUAUAUAGCAAUAGCAAAAUAUUUUUUGAACUCAAGAAUAUCAAUCAAAAUUUAAUUAGCCAAGCAAUAAAAAUGGAUUUUUCUGUAAGGAAAUUUAGAGGUUAUGAUUAUUUAAUAAAUUUAUUAAUUAAAGAAUUGGAUAAAUUAAAAAAAUGUAUUCUUUGUUCUGAAGAAAAACGAAUAAACAAAAAUGCUAUUACAUUUUUUCUGUAUGAAAUUAAGAGAUUCAGUAGAAGUUGUAAGAAAUAUUGUUGUAUCAAGUAUAUAUAG